Messenger RNA from Thrips palmi, 1642 nucleotides. Its product is annotated as globin-2 B chain-like. Gene Ontology annotation, cellular component: hemoglobin complex; extracellular region. NCBI's taxonomy places the organism in Eukaryota, Metazoa, Arthropoda, Insecta, Thysanoptera, Thripidae. The record is from RefSeq and is a predicted model, not a curated record. The transcript has 4 exons. Gene Ontology annotation, molecular function: heme binding; oxygen binding. Gene Ontology annotation, biological process: oxygen transport. Bases 161 to 685 code for a protein of 174 amino acids.
CCAGGCGGCCAGGCGUCGAGUCAAGUCAGUCGCCGUCGCCUCGACCGCGCUGUGCCGUGCCCCCGUGCCUCAGUCGGUCUCAGUCUCCCGGUCCCGUCGCGCCACUGCGGGUCCUGGCCCACCGAGCACGCCGAGCACGCCGAGCACGCCAGGCACCAAGAUGGGCAUCAUCCUCAGCUACUUGUGGCCGCUCAGCACCGAGGUGGACCCCGUCACGGGUCUCAGCCCCAAGGACAAGCACUUGCUGACCACCACCUGGGCGCUCGUCAAGAAGGACGCCGCCGGCAACGGCUCCCACCUCUUCCGGCUGCUGUUCGAGAAGCACCCGGACGUGAGGGACAUGUUCCCGUUCGCCCGCGGCAAGCAGUGGGCCGAGUACAGCGAGGACGCGCGCCUCCGCGCGCACGUGAGCUCCGUCAUGUACGCUCUCACCUCCAUGGUGGACAACCUGGGCGACGUGGCCUGCCUGGACGCCAUGGUGCGCAAGCUGGCCGACAACCACGUCCGCCGCCGCGUCACCCUGGAGCACUUCAAGGCUCUCGGGGGCAUCCUGGUGCAGACCCUGCAGGACAAGCUGGGCCCCAGCAUCAUGACGGCCGAGACGACCACCGCCUGGGCGAGGAUGUACGACCUGGUGCUCAAGGUGCUGGCCGACCAGAUGGCCAAGCCCAAGGGCUCGGACUGAGGGAGUGCGUGGUUGAGUGCGUGUGUACCUGAGGGAGCGCUUGGGCGAGUGCGUGUGAGUGCGAGCGAGAGUGUGUGCGUGAGUGGCUGACGAUGGAGUACUCAACAGAAAAACUUGUGUUACCGAAAUUUUUUUUUGAUUUUUCGGAGUCAAGAAGUAAUGUAUACCCAUUGUUGUAAACUAAAAUUUAGUCGGUCCAACUAGUGGUAUACUUUCCCUAGUGAGUGAACGCCUCUGUACCUCUUCCUCCCCACCUUCUUUUCCCCUUCCUGCUUGGCGUCGCUUGGCGUCAUUAGGACAUGAUUAGUAGGAAGUGCCGACUCGGGGGGAUGGCGCUGAGCCUGGCUCGGCCUGGCUGAGCACACUGUAUCGGUCUAAUGGCCACCCGGCCACCCCACACACGCCUCUCGCACAAUGCUCACACUCGUACGCUCGUGCACACUCCCCCCUCCCCCCCUCUCUCUAUAACCCCCCUCGCGGAUCAAAGACGUAAAAAAAAAAUACUCCGGUGGGGGGGCGUGUUUCUUUUUGUUUCGCGCUUCCUUUUUUUUCAAGCAGCGUAUUUAAUUUAUCAGGGGAAAAGCUUUUUUUUCCGCAAUGAAUGCGUGGUUUAUGUGAAUUGCGCGGUGCUAUCGUAUCAUACAUCCGUAUGUACAGUGUUUUUGUUUUGUUAAUUUCGAUCAUAAUGCUAUAUAUGUAAGCCCUUUUUUUACUCAGUACCAUUGUUUGUGGGAAUGCGUUUUUAGGAGCUUGGUACUUAUAAGCUACGUAAUGUGUGUACAAUGUCAUAAUAAUAUUGAAUUUACAACCAUUCCACUCAUUUUUUGAAAUGCCGAUUUAAACUUGUUUGUAGAUACUGUUUUAUCUCUCGGAAAAUUCAGUGACCCUCGUUAUACUUCUGUUUGUAGUAGUGUUUCGACCUGUUUCCUGAUUGCCAUUAAAGAAGGUUGUUACUGA